GCGUCAGGCUGCACUGAGACCUCCGGGGCUCCAUCCCCCGCGUCAGGGUCCAGUAAGACCUCCGGGGAUCCAUCCGUCGCGUCAGGGUCCAGUAAGACCUCCGGGGCUCCUUCCCCCGCGUCCCGCGGGCUGCAAGUGUCGGUCAUAUGAGUGCCGCGUCCGGGCCGCCCUUCGCGGUGAUGCAGCGGCCACUCGGGAGCAGCAGCGCCUUCAGCAUCGACUCUCUGAUCGGGGGGCCCCCGCCGCCCGGCCCGGGACACCUGCUCUACAGCGGCUACCCCAUGUUCAUGCCCUACCGCUCCCUGAUGCUGCAGCCGCCGCCGGCCCUCCCCGCCGGACACCCGCACGCGCAGGGCUUCUGCUCGGGCCUGGCGCUCACCUCCACGCUGAUGGCCUCGCUCCCGGGGGGCUUCUCGCCGGGGGGGCAGCAACAGCAGCAGCAGCAGCAGCAGCAGCAGCAGCAGGAGGACGCGGGCCGGAAGCACGCGGAGAUGAGUGCGCUGGCGGGAAAGGAGCGCGGGAACUCUGCCACAGCGCGGGGUCACGUGACUGGCGGCCAGCAGGACGAGGAGGAGUGCGCGCGCAGGGACGACAUCUUCUCCAUGGACAGCGACGCGGACUACAGCUCGGACGACAACGCGGCCCAGCGGGAGGACGCGGACGGCGGCGGCGGCACGGCGACGCUCGACGACGCGCUUCACGGUCACGGUCACGGCCACGGCUCGGGCGGCGCGGCGUCCGGCUGCCCCGCCGCGGGCGCCGGCAAGAACCGGCGGCGGCGCACCGCCUUCACCAGCGAGCAGCUGCUGGAGCUGGAGAAGGAAUUCCACUGCAAGAAGUACCUGUCACUCACCGAGCGCUCGCACAUCGCGCAUGCGCUCAAGCUCAGCGAGGUGCAGGUCAAGAUCUGGUUCCAGAACCGGCGCGCCAAGUGGAAACGGGUCAAAGCCGGCAACGUCAACAACAAGUCCGGGGAACCGUCGCGGAACCCCAAGAUCGUGGUCCCCAUCCCGGUGCACGUCAGCCGCUUCGCCAUCAGGAGCCAACACCAGCAGCUGGAGCAGAGCCGACCUUAGGCGCAGAGCCCACCUUUGGCGCAGAGCCCACCUUUGGCGCAGAGCCGACUUUAGGCGCAGAGCCGACUUUAGGCGCAGAGCCGACUUUAAGCGCAGAGCCCACCUUAGGCGCAGAGCCCACCUUAGGCGCAGAGCCCACCUUUGGCGCA
Messenger RNA from Nerophis ophidion (straightnose pipefish), 1225 nucleotides. It is a transcript of the gene gbx2, whose product is annotated as gastrulation brain homeobox 2. The record is from RefSeq and is a predicted model, not a curated record. The coding region runs from base 147 to 1076 and encodes 309 amino acids. Lineage: Eukaryota; Metazoa; Chordata; Actinopteri; Syngnathiformes; Syngnathidae. Gene Ontology annotation, molecular function: DNA-binding transcription factor activity, RNA polymerase II-specific; RNA polymerase II transcription regulatory region sequence-specific DNA binding. Gene Ontology annotation, biological process: regulation of nervous system development; regulation of transcription by RNA polymerase II. Gene Ontology annotation, cellular component: nucleus. The transcript is spliced from 2 exons.